GUUCAUUUAUUUAUCAUACUAUAAUCAUGAAUUAAUCUUAACAACAAUCUUGUUUCAUCCGUAAAAUGUUUAUGUCAUAGUAAAACAAACAAACAAACAAACAAACAAACUGAAAUACUGUUGGGCUCAAAUGUUUUUCAUUGAUUUAUUCAACAUAUUUCAUUUUUAUUCCUCAAAUUAUAUGGAAUAUAAUCGAUUAAUUAGAUAGAAUAUUUCCCAUCACAGCAACAACAACAACAACAACAAAUUGUAUCUAUGCUAUUCGUGAUAUGAAACAUUGAUGAUUGAACAUGGAAACUAUAGAUUACGUCAUACCAUGAUUGUUUUUUUCUUUGAAAUUGAUCGGAGAAAUGUUUUUUUUCUUUUUCUUUUUCUUUUAAAUCUAUACUUGCCUUUAUGUUAUGAUAGUUUCAAUCAAGUAAAGUAAUAAUAAUAAUAAUCUAUAAUACUAUUGAUAAACAUAUGCCUAAACGGAAUAAACAAUCAAUAACUGAUCCGGAUCAUUGUAAAGCUAGUUGUUGCUAUACAUGUAAAUUAAAAUCAACACAGAAAAGAUCAAAUUAUAAACGUGAAAUACAUGAAAUUUCUUCUCCUCUACGUCCGGAACAAAUUUCAUAUAUCCUUAGUCGUAAUAAAACAUUCGAUGAAAUUUCUAUGCCAUCUGCAUGGAUUGCACCAUUUCCAUCCAAAUGUGUCACUGGAAAAUUUACACCUACAUCAUUCAAAUCAGAUAAUAAUCAAAUUGAUCAUUUACAUCAACGUAUAAGUCCUAGUCUUAUACAAACAACUCCAUUGAAUAUUCAUCCGAAUGUAACAACUUCACAAUUAGAUCAUCAACAAAAGAUUAAAUCAAAUCAAUCAUGGUCAAAAACUACUGAUGAUCCAUAUAGUACAUCAUUAGUAUGCAGUUUAUCAGCUGAAUUAGCUAGUGUUGGUAGACAAAGAUUUCGUUUAACUUAUAUUACAGAUCGUCUAUUAGUCGUAAGCUAUCCACCUGAAUCAACCAAAACUGAUCACAAUGAAGGUGCUCGAUGGUUAUGUAAAGCAUUUGAAAAACGUUAUGGUGAAAACUAUAGGAUAUUUAAUCUGUCCGGCUUCACCAAAGAAUUACACUUUUCAAGUCGAACUCCUGUAAUUGAUCUGUUCUGGGCAGGAAAACUUGCUCCCGCUUUAGAACAACUAGUGACAGCUAUUGAUCAGUUAGACUUUUGGCUUCAUAAUCAUGAUAUUCCAUCAACAAAUGAUAUCAAAAAAUCUAAAGAAAUCAACAGUAUAAAUAAUCGUGUAGCUGUUCUUCAUUGUACCGGACCAAAAUGUUUAUUAGCAACAUAUUUAGCUGUUUAUAUGUGUCAAUCAAAAGCAAGAUUUGGUCCAUUAUACGGACAAAGACCUGGUUCACCAACUGCACGUGGUUUACAAUGGAAUGAGAAUCGAUUAAGAAGAUUUAAACAUGAACUUGUCUUGGGACAUACCAUAUUGAAAAAAUUCUAUGAAGAUAAUUUAGCUAGAGAAUUGAAUCCUUCACAAAAAAGAUAUGUUGGCUAUUUUUCUGGUUUAUUAACUGGUGCAUUAAUUUUACAAGAUCGUUUAGUUUAUUUACAUACAAUUGUAUAUCGUGAUUCAUCAAGAGGACGUUAUCUUGGACAAUCAUUAGAUGCAAUUAUAGAAAAUAAUGAAAAUUCAUUAUAUGCAAAACCAGAUGAAAUUAUCACUAAUCAAAUACAAUCGAUUAAUCAAUAUAAUAUUAAACAAACAUUAUUAUCAUCAUCAUCAUUCAAUCAAAAUGAUUUAUUGAUUAAUGAUCAUUUAAAUGAAAUCGAUAAUGAUCACGAGGAUAAUGAUGAUAAUGAUGAUAUUGAUCAUAUUAAAAGAUGGGAUCAAAUAUUUUCUAGUCCAAUUGAUUUAUUGAAAACAACAAUGAUUACACAACAACAACAACAACAACAACAACAUCACCACCCCCAACAACACCAACCCCAACAACAACAACAUCACCAUCCCCAACAACAACAACAAGAACAACACCACCACCAUCAACAAACUGAUCAAACGACCUUUAGUGAAUUACCAUCAUUGAAACAGUUUCAAACAUUUGUUGAUAAGGAAUGUGGUCUUUUUUUAAAAAUUUAUCAAAAUCUAAAUUUAAUGCAUACUACAAGAGUUCUAUGCCCAAAUGUGAAUUUUCGAGUGGAACGAUAUAUUUUUCCAAUUGAACCAGUGUUACCAUUGCAUGGUGAUGUUUUAAUCGCUUGUUACAUACAACCAAACUUUUCAACACAACUUCAAGAAUGUUUAUUUCGAGCUCAAUUUCAUACAUGUGCAGUGGAUGCUGAAAAACUAUCCUUUUUCAAAGUUGAUUUAGACGAGGCAUGUGAGAAGACAAUUUUUCCAUCAACUGGUUGUGUUGAAUUAUAUUUCACAUCACAUCGUGAACUUAUUACAGAGCAUACGGAUAAUAUAGAACGUGGUUGUUAUAUAUGGACAACAGCUGAACGUGAAUCGAAUAUCUUAACAACAAGAAAACAAUUAUAUGGAUUAAAUUGUGAUCCAUUUCAACAUCGUGUUCAUAAUAAUGAUGACGAUGAUGAUCACGAUGAUCAUGAUGAUGAAUUCGUUACUACUAUUCAUGAUAGACAAACAAAUAAAUUUUUUCCUAAAUUACAUAAUUCAUCUAGACAAGCAUUACGUAUAUUGAUUACAACACAAGAACAAUUGAUUAGUGUUGCUGGUGGAUUAUUUACACAAAGUAUUAGUGAUUCAAAAGCUCCAAUGUGGUCUGUUAAUCAUAAUCAAGAACUAACUGAUUCAUCAAAACCCAAUCGAUUGAACUUAAUGAGACAAACAUCUGAUCCACUAAGUCAUCCAGUAAUACGUGGUCGUAGUCCACAAAGUUCUAGUCAAUGGAUAAAUAUUCAAGAUGCUUCACAUAGUACAAAUCAAAUACCUUUAUAUCAACAAGCAUUGCUUAGUCCUCGAGUAAAAGUUCCACAAAAUAAUAAUUUACUAACUAAAGGUUUAAUUCAAUCAGAUUAUACUGCAAAUAUGUACUCUGAUAUACCACAAUAUCAACAACAAUCUCAACAACAAACUCAACUUACACAUAAUCAAUCGUCAAGUGGGCAAAUUUCAAUGAAUCGAUCAAAUUUGGCACAAUUACAAAGUUUAUAUCAACAAUUACUUCAACAACAUCAACAACUUUUACAACAACAACAACGUCAACAACUCCAUCCACAACAGCAACAACAACAAACUUUGGAUUAUACAGCUGGUCAACCAAUAGAUAGUAGUCUUUAUGCAACUGUUCAACGUCCAUCCGCUACUAUUCCUAGUUCAUUGGUUGCAAGCUUACAACGUGUAAUUUUACAGCAGCAGCAGCAACAACAACAACAACAACACCAAACUCCAAUGCAACAACAAUUACAGAUUCCUCAGACACAAGCGUCAAUCAUCCCCAGUGUGAGUAUGUAUCCACAGGUCACACCAGCUAUACAACCCUUAACAACACUUAGUCUUUCUGGUUUAUCUACAUCAUCUGCUUUCAAUAAUCUUGCACGAGCUUUACUUCCUACAUCAAUUGCUUAUAAUACUGGAGAAUCAUUAACUGCACCACCAUCAUUGUCUGGUGCUCCACCUCCAACACUAUUUCAUAGUCCUAAUUUAAUGCCAAAUUCUAAUCUACUUCUUUCAAAUUUAAGACCACCAAUGUUUCCCCAACAACAACAACAACAACAACAGCACUGGUUACAGAAUUUUCAAAUUCCUUCAGCUAUGGAACCAUCUUAUCUUUCAUCACAAAAUAGAUUAGCUGGUCCAUCAAAUAUGGGAUUAAUUGGUGAUAUUGCACAAACUGAUUUAUUGAAUGAUCCAUCUUGGCAAGCUGAACAAAGACGAAGAAUUGAUCUACAGAGAACACGUUCAUUGUUGAAUGAACAAGAAAGGAAAUUAUUUGAAGAAUUGAAAAAUAUUCGUAAUCGACGAGCUGGUCUUUCAAAAUUAGAACAAUUUGGACGUUCUACGACUGGUAGUGGUGGCAGUGCUGUUGGUACUUCUGGAUUAACACCUCUAGAAAGUUAUCGUCGAGUUACUAAACGUAUAUCAACUAGUGAAGAUGCACGUCUUAGAAAUCGUAAUAGACCUUUAUAUGCAAUUGGUCGAUCUGGGUCAGCUGAUACAGCAAGAGUACCACUUGGCAGUGGUGGUCAUUAUCCGUAUGGUGAUGCUUAUGGAUCAGAUCUUGAUGAAGAUUCAGCUCUAUUGGCCAUUUUAGAACAAAGAUUAUCUAGAAAACCGGAAAGUCGAAGAAUCUACUCGGAUUCUGAGAUGGGAUUACAAGAUGCAGGUGAUAUUCCAUUACGUAUUGUUGGACAACAACAACGUUCUGGUCAUGUAGUUGACGGGUCUAGUCAAGCUUUCACUGGUCCCACUAUACCAGUUUCACCAAUGAAUUUACCAUUUCCAUACAUGGAUCUCGAACGGAAAACAACUCUUCCCCCAACUCCACCUCCUCGUUCUCGUAUUCAUGAAUUUGACUAUUCUUUACAAUCCACAUACUAUCCAUAUCAUCCUGUCUUACAUCCUUAUGAACAUGAUAGUUCAUAUCGAGAUAUUAGUCCAUUAUCUGAUAUUAUUAUGUCAUACGGUGAACAAAAUGAAGACUCGGAAUUAUUUCCAAGACGGCCAAGGAUACAAGUUGUACAUUCUCCAGUUGAAGCAUCCAAUCAAAUAACAAGUGGACCAACUAGAGGAAGAGCAUUUUCUGGAUCUCCGACAAUUUAUCAAACUCAAGGACCAUAUACAAAAUCAAGAUUAACUUAUAUGUCCCCUGCUAAAAGAUCACAUUUCUGGGGACAUUCAAGUUAUGACGAGCAAUGGUCAAGACAACCAGUUGCCGAUGGACCUACAAUUGAUCGAUCCUCGUGUACUAGUCCAGUACAAACACAUUCUGGUCGUUUGCUUCGAUCACCAGUUAGUCCACCGUCUAGAGGAUAUAUUCGACGUCCAUCAGAAAUGAUUGAUGGAGGUAGUCAAUCGGAUACAGCGAUUAUGGCUGGUUUUAGUAGUCGGGUAUGUUAUCCCGGUACUUCAUAUUCUGCACAUGAUCAACCUGUUAGACGACCAUAUAGAGCAAUGCGUGGUAAAACCUCUGAAACUACGAAAAGAAAUAGACCUACACAAGUUCCAGUAUAUCGAAGUCCAGAAGAUCACAAACCGCAAAGACAAAAACAACCAAUUUCAAGUGGUUUAGAACAUAUACCGGAUAAUGCUUUAGUUGUGUUAAGCAGAAUAUCAGCAUCCACUCAUAUAUGGUAUCGUCCUGAAAUGUCACGGAAUGACGCAAUGGACUUAAUCAGAUCAGAAGCUGCUGGAUCAUUUGUAGUUCGUAAUAGUGGAAGCUUUCCACAUUCAUUUGGACUGGUAGUUAAAGUCCACAGACAUCAUACUCAUGGUGAAGAAUCCGAUUCUAUACGACAUUAUUUAAUUGAAGGUUUACAAUCUACAACAUCAGCUGUAUAUCAUGCAAUUGGUGUAUCUGGCACAUUAUUACCUCCAUCUAAUAUUCCAAUGGAUUCAUCAGCUUUAAGUGUAAUCCAUGAACCUGUUCGACUUCGUGGAUCUUCAAAUGAACCAAUAUUUACUAAUUUAGUUAGUUUAUUAUAUGAACAUACAAUUCAACCAUUAGCAUUACCUUGUAUAUUAAGAUUACCUUUUAAAUUACCUACUUCAAUCAAUAGUCUUCCUUCUUUAAUAGUAUUAACAAGAAAUUCACAGUCUGAUCAUAUAUCACCAACUUCAAUAGUACCAAAAUAUUCUUCACAAGUUGGAUCCUAUCAUACAGGCUGUGAAAGUCCUCAUGACUUUCAUAGAACGGACCGAUCCCAAGGAGUUUCAGUACGACAUCCUACAGAAUCUUUACCUACUGACUUAGGUUCGUAUGAAAUGGAAUCAUCGUAUAAUCCAACACAGCAACACCAACAAUCAGGAACACAUCCCUCACAACCGAGUAUACAUCAUUCAACUAGACAAGAUUCUUUUCUUACACCAUUUAGCGGUUCCAAGUCUAGAUCGAAUAGAUCUCCUCCUGCUGUAUAUGAAGGUGAACUAGGACCGAUAGGUCCUCCAGAUUCAGGAAGAACAUUUACAUCGAUCUAUUUAGGAAGUAUUGACACUGAGAAUCUUACAGGUUCUUCAGCAAUUCGUAAAGCAGUUGAUGUCCUUUUAGAAAAUGCAGCUCAGGUUAGACAAACCGAAGUAACAAUACGUGUUUCACAAGAUGGAUUAACAGUUACAGAUAAUUGGAGAAAAUUAUUUUUUCGACGAAAUUAUCCAUUUCAUUCUGUAUCAUUUUGUGCAAUUGAUCCUUGUCAAAGAUGUUGGGAAUCACCUGAACUCAGAUCAAUGGGCUUCAAAUCUUCAUUAAUUUUUGGUUUUGUUGCUAGAAAACAAAAUACAAGAGAAAAUAUGUGUCAUGUAUUAUGUGAUACACCAGAAUGUAAUGCAACUAUAAUUACAGAUUAUAUUAUGCAUCGAUUAAAUGAAUAUUAAAAAUAUUAAAAAAAAACUUUUAUUGAUUUAUUAUUAAGUAGUAAUAUUAUGUAAUCAAAUCAAUAUUUCCAACUUGACUACUAAUGUACAUAUAUAUACAUAUGUGUAUACCAUUUACUACAUAUUUAUUAUCUCUUAAUUUAUGAGUGCCCAGGAUAAGGUUGGAUGAAAGGUGUUAUUGGCUGGAGGUCUAUGCUCCUCCACAAGAAGUAAUAAGCGUAAGGAAGUAAGGAAGUAAAGUAUGCGCAUCAUCAUCACCAUCAUCAUCCUCAUCAUAUUACCAUUAUCAAUGAAGACUUUUUUUCUUUAUUUUCAAUCAAAAAAAGCAUUCCUAUCAGUAACAAGCGAGAGAGAGAGAGAGAGAGAAAGAGAAAAACACACCAAAAAUACAGAACAAAACUGUAUGCAUCUUGAUUUUAAAAAAUGUUUUUCUAUUGUAGAUCAAUUGUAAAUUGUUCUUUCUUUCUUUCUUUUUUUGUUUUUCUCUUUUUUCUUUUUUGUUUUUCUUUUUCUAAAGAGAAUAACUCAUUCUUGUUUAUACAUGUCAUUGUUUCCUUUUGUUGUUAAUGUGAUUGUUGAGUCUUCCAUUUAAUAAUUUCUUUCUUUCUUUUUUUACAAAAAAAAAAUUAUAUUUAUUAAGUGAGUAACCAUGCCCACACACACACACACACACACUAAAGAAAAACACAAAAAUAAAAUUCAGAUCAUAUAUAUAUGUAUGUAUGUAUAUAUGAAUGAAUGAAAUAGAUCUACAUGAUAGAAGAAAGAAACAGAGGUAAACUAGAACUCAUUAUUACACUACCACUACUACUACGUCAUCAAUGCAAUUAAUAUUAUUGAUUAUUAAUUAUUUAUAUAUGAUCUCUUCAUAUACAUUUGCAUUUAUUAUUGAUUAAUUGAUGGAUAAAUGAAUAGAUUAGUUACUAUGUGACAACAUAAAUGUGUAUGGAUAUUUAUCAUUCUGUUGAUGACACAUUUUUUUAUAUUUUGUGUAUGCCAAUAGGUUCUUUAUUAUUAUCAUCAUCAUUAUUAUCCAAUCAGAAUAAAGAUAUACAUUAAUAUAUAUAUAUAUAUAUAUAUAUAUAUAUAUAUAUGUGCGCGCGUGUGUGCUCAUGUGUAUGUAAUACCUACAUGUACGUAUGUAUGUCUUUGACGUGUGCAUUUGUAGCUGAGUGCACAAAAUAUAUCCAAUCAGAAUAAAGAAAUACAUAUGUGUGUAUAUAUAUGUAUAUAACUACAUGUAUGUAUGUAUGUAUGUGUAACUGAGUAUAUAUAUAUAUAUAUAUAUGCAUAUACAGUAAUAUUAUUAUACCAUAUAUGAUACAAUGUAUUGUAUGAUAUAAAGUAGAAUACCAUAGUGUUACAUAGUUUGGCCUGUUUUUUCUUUGUUUGUUUGUUUGUUUUUCUCUAUUUCUGUUCUUUUUUAUCAAUUCAAUAAAUAAUUGUACUAAUUUCCAACUGUGAUAACAGCACUUUCCAGUACUUUUAAAUAAAAUCUCUUCUCUCUCCCUCCCUCCCUCUCUCUCUCUCUCUCUCGCUAUAUAUAUAUAUAUAUACAUAGAUACUUCAAUCUCUAUAAUAUUAAACAGAAAAAAGAAAAAAAAUUUUUUCUUUUUCUUUUUGUUUGUUUGUUUGUUUCUUUAUUCAUUUUCACAAAUAUCUCCAUUAUAGAUUUAUUUCAUGUAACUAAACUGAACUGAACUGAACUGAAGUAAAUUCAAUGGAUGAUAGAUAGAUAUAUUAAUAUGCAUAGCAACUAUGUAUGUACAGAUUACAUAAUAUAAAUAAGCAUUAAAUUGAACAGAAAUCACAUCAUUAUUAUUUUUCAAUCAAUAAAUUGUAACUUUGUUUACAUUCAAUACUCUUUAUUAUUAUUACUCAUAUACAAAUGGAUAUACUUGUAAUGGAAUACAUUGAAGUUGUUGACUUAUUACUAAAAUGCAUUGCAAUAUAUAUAUAGAUAUAGAUAUUGAGUCCAAGAUACUAAGCCGUUUAUCUAUCUAUCUAUCUAUCUAAUCAAUCUAUCUAAUCUAUAGUUCAAUAUUGAAGAUGGAUUUCACAUUGUUGUCUUCUUCUACUUUCAUUUCUUUAUCCCAAAAAAAAGUGAUUUAUAGCUUAGUUUCUACGCACAAUUGAAUUGAUUCUAUCUAGCGCUUUUUCAAAUUCAUAUACUUUGUAUGUUGAAAGUAACCAAUUAUAUAUAUAAUCCUAUGAUAUAUAUGACUAUAUGAAUAUACAAAAUUGAAACAUUUUGA
Schistosoma intercalatum is the source of this 8798-nucleotide messenger RNA. The record is from the annotation of a GenBank genome assembly. Lineage: Eukaryota; Metazoa; Platyhelminthes; Trematoda; Strigeidida; Schistosomatidae.